Molecule: messenger RNA, 174 nt
Organism: Volvox carteri f. nagariensis
Lineage: Eukaryota; Viridiplantae; Chlorophyta; Chlorophyceae; Chlamydomonadales; Volvocaceae
Exons: 1
Coding region: 1-174 (57 amino acids)
Biological process (GO): translation
Cellular component (GO): ribosome; cytosol
Molecular function (GO): structural constituent of ribosome
Source: RefSeq, a predicted model, not a curated record
AUGAACUUAGGCAAAAACAAGCGCAUCAGCAAGGGGAAGAAGGGAGGCAAGAAGAAGGCCUCGGACCCCUUCACCAAGAAGGACUGGUAUGACAUCAAGGCUCCCACCGUUUUCACGGUCCACAAUGUGGGCAAGACCUUGGUGACCAGGACUCAGGGUACCCUAAAACCCUAA